Molecule: messenger RNA, 1409 nt
Organism: Arabidopsis thaliana (thale cress)
Lineage: Eukaryota; Viridiplantae; Streptophyta; Magnoliopsida; Brassicales; Brassicaceae
Product: HAD superfamily, subfamily IIIB acid phosphatase
Exons: 3
Coding region: 231-1049 (272 amino acids)
Molecular function (GO): acid phosphatase activity
Source: RefSeq, marked reviewed
CACAAAUUAUUUAAGGUGAUUUGUUAAUUAACAAUAUCAAAAAAAUCUUCCUAAAAAAAAUUAACCCAUACAUGUGAUGCUAUAGUUAGUAGUACUAGAACUAAACCCAUCCAGUAGUAAAUCUAAUAAACUUCAUUUUUUUUUGUAUUUUGUUGACUUGCACUUCGACAUACUCUAUAUAAACACAACCAUAUUAGAGAUCAGAUCCCAACACCACUAAUAAACUCAACAUGGCUAGAUCCUUGUUGCUCUCGCUAACCCUCACAUUCCUCUUCGCCGGAAUUGUCUCAGCUCGUGACUGGAACAUCCUGAGCCAGCUCAAAGGAACCACAACCACCACGAAGACUAGCCAAACCGGCGUCACAUCUUUGAAAGCUCCCAACCUAAACGGAUACUGUGAGAGCUGGAGAGUCAACGUGGAGCUUAACAACAUAAGGGACUUUAAGGUGGUUCCACAGGAAUGUGUAUGGUUCGUCCAAAAGUACAUGACCUCAUCUCAAUACGAAGAUGACGUGGAGAGAGCCGUCGAUGAAGCCAUCCUCUACCUCGGAAAAACUUGUUGCGAGAAGAAGACAUGCGAUGGCAUGGAUGCUUGGAUCUUUGACAUUGAUGACACUCUUCUCUCAACCAUUCCUUACCACAAGAGCAACGGUUGUUUCGGUGGUGAGCAACUGAACACGACCAAGUUCGAGGAAUGGCAAAAUUCGGGCAAGGCACCAGCGGUUCCACACAUGGUGAAGUUGUACCAUGAGAUCAGAGAGAGAGGUUUCAAGAUCUUUUUGAUCUCUUCUCGUAAAGAGUAUCUCAGAUCUGCCACCGUCGAAAAUCUUAUUGAAGCCGGUUACCACAGCUGGUCUAACCUCCUUCUGAGGGGAGAAGAUGAUGAAAAGAAGAGUGUGAGCCAAUACAAAGCAGAUUUGAGGACAUGGCUUACAAGUCUUGGGUACAGAGUUUGGGGAGUGAUGGGUGCACAAUGGAACAGCUUCUCUGGUUGUCCAGUUCCCAAGAGAACCUUCAAGCUCCCUAACUCCAUCUACUAUGUCGCCUGAUUAAAUCUUAUUUACUAACAAAACAAUAAGAUCAGAGUUUCAUUCUGAUUCUUGAGUCUUUUUUUUCUCUCUCCCUCUUUUCAUUUCUGGUUUAUAUAACCAAUUCAAAUGCUUAUGAUCCAUGCAUGAACCAUGAUCAUCUUUGUGUUUUUUUUUCCUUCUGUAUUACCAUUUUGGGCCUUUGUGAAAUUGAUUUUGGGCUUUUGUUAUAUAAUCUCCUCUUUCUCUUUCUCUACCUGAUUGGAUUCAAGAACAUAGCCAGAUUUGGUAAAGUUUAUAAGAUACAAAAUAUUAAGUAAGACUAAAGUAGAAAUACAUAAUAACUUGAAAGCUACUCUAAGUUAUACAAAUUCUAAAGAA